AUGGACGAAAUCCCUCUCAUUGACGCUCCCAAGCCCGCCAAGACGUGGUUUUCCGGCUGGGGAACUUCCUCAAAUUCAACGACACGUCCAGGUGUCUUAGAUGUGGAGACAGCUUCCUCUUCUAAAGUCUCAUUUGAGACGGUGCCAAUUGAUCCAAAGCUACGUGCCAAAGAAGAAGCUCUCCGGAGAAAAGAGGCCGAUUUGCUCGCUAGAGAACGAGAAUUGAAGAGUGCAGCUCAAGCAGUCGGUGAAAGAUAUCGAAAGAACUUCCCUCCAUGCUGGCCUAUGAUGUACCAUAACAUAGACGCCGAAAUUCCCUUAGAAGCAAAACCCAUCGUUCGAUGGCUUUACGUGUCAUGGCUUGCCCUACCUUUUCUGUUAAUAUUGAACUCUAUAUCGUGUCUCGCUAUUUUGGUAUCGCACCCAACCGGCGUCACUACUGGAGGAACUGACUUUGGAGUGAGCAUUACAUACUGCUUUGUGAUAUUCUUUGCUUCCUUUUGGUUGUGGUAUCGUCCAGUCUACAACGCCUUCCUCAAGAACUCAUCGAUGUACUACAAUAUCUAUUUCACGUUUGGUGGCCUGCAUUUGCUGUUCUCUUACUACAUGGUCAUUGGCAUCUCUGGUUCGGGAUCCGCUGGAAUCAUCAACGCUAUCGCUGUAUUCUCAGAUCAGAAAUACGUGGCGUUUGCUUUUUGCGGUGUCAACGCCUUGUUCUGGCUUCUAUCUUCGAUUACCUUGAGUGUUUUAUACAAACGUGUGCACUACCAGUAUCGCCAAGGAGGGCUGUCUUUGGAGAACGCUCAAAAUGAAGCCAUUCAGUCAGUGGCUUCGUCAAAAGUUACGAGAUCAGCUGUCACAUCAUACAUGAUGUCUUCAAGACAAUAA
Messenger RNA from Synchytrium microbalum, 888 nucleotides. RefSeq lists its product as uncharacterized. The record is from RefSeq and is a predicted model, not a curated record. Gene Ontology annotation, biological process: protein transport. NCBI's taxonomy places the organism in Eukaryota, Fungi, Chytridiomycota, Chytridiomycetes, Synchytriales, Synchytriaceae. Gene Ontology annotation, cellular component: trans-Golgi network membrane; recycling endosome membrane. The transcript has 5 exons. The coding region runs from base 1 to 888 and encodes 295 amino acids.